AUGGAGACACCGCCGCCUCUUCCCGAGUACAACUCGAGCAUUCCCAAUGGCGGGAACCCAAAGGAAAUCAAUGUCAAUCUUCCAUACACCGGCCUUGAGUGGGAAUAUACUUUCCAGGUCAUCAUGGGCGCUCUGGUUUUCGUCAUCGUCCCCGGUAUCGGUCUGCUCUACGGCGGCAUGUGUCGAAGGAAGUCUGCGCUGGCCAUGAUUUUCCAAGCAUGGACCGUCAUGUCCGUCUGCUCAUUCCAGUGGGCGUUUUGGGGAUUCAGUCUCUCCUUCUCUCGAACCGGUGGUCCAUUCAUUGGUGACCUCUCAAACUUCGGCUUGAAGAACAUCAUGGCGGCACCAUCAUGGGGAUCUGCCGUCAUUCCAGACAUCGUUCUCGCCUUUUACGAACUUAUGUUCUGUGCAUGCGCCACCAUGAUCGUGGUCGGUGGCUCCUUCGAGCGCGGACGAAUCCUUCCUUCGAUCAUCUUUGGUUUCUGCUGGUCCACCCUCUGCUACUGUCCCAUCGCGUACUGGACCUGGAACGCAAAUGGCUGGCUCUUCAAGCUUCCCGCCCUUGACUUUGCCGGUGGUGGCCCAGUGCACAUUUCCAGCGGCUCGGCCAGUUUGGCAUAUGCCCUCGUUCUCGGCAAGCGCAAGAGGUUAGGAGAGAAAACGCUCUACAAGCCUCAUAAUGUCUCCAUCGUUUUCCUUGGUACUGUGCUCAUCUGGUUCGGCUGGUUCGGGUUCAACGGUGGUUCGGCCUUGAAUGGCAGCAUCCGUGCCAUGAUCGCCAUCUGGAACACCAACUUUGCCGCCUCCUGCGGUGUGGCUGGAUGGUGUAUGAUGGACUACAUCAAGAAGCGAAAGUUUUCCGUCAUCGGGGCAUGCGAGGGUGCGAUUGCUGGGUUGGUCGGCAUUACGCCUGCUGCAGGCUAUGUAUCCGUUUGGUGCGGUGCCGCCAUCGGCUUCAUCACAGCCAUCGUGAUCAACCUGUUCGAGAACGUCAAUGACUGGAUUCGCAUCGAUGAUGGGCUCGAGGUCUUCAAGCUCCAUGGUAUCGGCGGCAUGGUCGGAGGCUUCCUGACUGGUAUUUUUGCAUCGUCUUCCGUGUCUGCUCUCGACGGCAUACCAACCCUAGCCCCAGGUGGCAUCGAUGGAGUUGGCAGCCAGAUCGCACGUCAAUUGGGCGAGAUUGCUGCUAUUGCCAGCUGGUCGUUCACCAUCUCUUUCAUCCUCCUGACGAUCUUGAAGUACAUCCCGGGUCUGCAUCUCAGGAUCACUGAUGAGGCGGAGAUGGUUGGUCUGGAUCUUGACCAGUUUUCUGACGAACUGGUUGGCGAAUGGACACUGUUUGCCGAUGACGGCGUUCACAUCCGCAGAUCCUUCGAGGAGAUCACUCAUGGUGUUGCUGCUACGGAAACCACCGCAGGCGACGCUACCCCAGAGCAAAAGUCCGAGCCCAAGUCCGAGCCAGUCUCGUCUUGA
Exophiala spinifera is the source of this 1473-nucleotide messenger RNA. RefSeq lists its product as uncharacterized. Gene Ontology annotation, molecular function: ammonium channel activity. Bases 1 to 1473 code for a protein of 490 amino acids. Gene Ontology annotation, biological process: ammonium transmembrane transport. The record is from RefSeq and is a predicted model, not a curated record. The transcript has 3 exons. Lineage: Eukaryota; Fungi; Ascomycota; Eurotiomycetes; Chaetothyriales; Herpotrichiellaceae. Gene Ontology annotation, cellular component: plasma membrane.